AUAGUUGACGAAGACUCCAAUGUUUUUCACAAUUUCAUAUCAUAUCUAGAUAUAAUCCUUCUAGAUGCAAAUACUUGUCCCUUAGUUCAUAAACCACAUUACUUAUAACACAUCCAACAUAUAUCUUCUCAUUACAUAAUUUACAUUUUAUUAAUUUCUCCAUAACAAAACAUGAUUACCCAAAACCAACAUAUUUUUGCUUUAGCAUUAUUAACACUAAUUAGCAUCACAUUAACUUCAGUUUCAUCUCGUUUAUUUCCUAAUCCAUCUGAAAUCCCUACAUGGAUGACUAACCACGCGCCACCAGGCGCCUGGGACGGAUACCGAAACUUCACCGGAUGUACCCGCGGCAAAACAUACGACGGACUCUCCAAACUCAAAAACUACUUUCAACAUUUCGGUUACAUCCCCAACGCGCCGCCGUUAAACUUCACCGACGACUUCGACGAUGCAUUGGAAUCCGCCGUACGCGCCUACCAAAAGAAUUUCAACCUCAACAUCACCGGCGAACUCGACGACGCAACAAUAAACUACAUCGUCAAACCACGAUGCGGUGUCGCUGAUAUCAUCAACGGAACAACCUCCAUGAACUCCGGCAAGUUCAACGACACAAAUCUCCAUACCGUCGCACACUACGCAUUCUUCCCCGGUAAGCCACGGUGGCCGGCGGGAACAAGAACCCUAACCUACGCCUUCGAUCCAAACGAGAAUCUCGACGACGCAACGAAACAAGUAUUCGCAAACGCGUUUAACCAAUGGUCGAAAGUAACAACAAUAACAUUCACAGAAACUACUUCGUAUCGAAGCGCGGAUAUAAAAAUAGGAUUCUACAGUGGCGACCACGGAGACGGAGAACCAUUUGACGGCGUGUUAGGGACGUUAGCACACGCGUUUUCACCGACUGACGGAAGGUUCCAUUUAGAUAAAUCCGAAGACUGGGUGGUUAACGGAGACGUAAGGGAGUCAUCUUUGUCUAACGCUAUUGAUUUGGAAUCCGUUGCGGUUCAUGAAAUAGGACAUGUUUUAGGGUUAGGACAUUCGUCCGUUGAAGAGGCUAUUAUGUAUCCUACGAUAAGUUCGAGAACGAGGAAGGUUGAACUUGAGGAGGAUGAUAUUAAAGGGAUUCAGGAGCUUUAUGGUUCUAAUCCGAACUUUAAUGGGACUACUACUGCUACUACUUCGAGGGAUAGAGAUUCUAGUUAUGGUGGUCGAAGACAUGUGGUGUCGUUGUUUUUGUCUUUGUUGUUUGUUGGAUUUGGUUGUUUGAGUUUGUAGAGGAGAAUUUUCUGUUGUUUUUAUUUGAGAUAGUUUUAUACGGAAAGUAUACGAUGAUACGUGAUACGGCUAUGGUUGUAUAUACUAGUAGGUUGUUAUUUUCGGUUCAGUACUGUGUAUUUCUAUUUCGUAUUAUUCACAUUCUUCAUUCUUUUUGUGAUAA
Messenger RNA from Lathyrus oleraceus (garden pea), 1438 nucleotides. RefSeq names its product metalloendoproteinase 2-MMP. Lineage: Eukaryota; Viridiplantae; Streptophyta; Magnoliopsida; Fabales; Fabaceae. Gene Ontology annotation, cellular component: extracellular matrix. Gene Ontology annotation, molecular function: zinc ion binding; metalloendopeptidase activity. The record is from RefSeq and is a predicted model, not a curated record. The transcript has a single exon. The coding region runs from base 172 to 1275 and encodes 367 amino acids. Gene Ontology annotation, biological process: collagen catabolic process; extracellular matrix organization; proteolysis.